Molecule: messenger RNA, 369 nt
Organism: Eimeria necatrix
Lineage: Eukaryota; Apicomplexa; Conoidasida; Eucoccidiorida; Eimeriidae
Exons: 3
Coding region: 1-369 (122 amino acids)
Source: RefSeq, a predicted model, not a curated record
AUGCGCGACUGCAGCAGACUUUUGGAAAAGGAGAAAAAGGAGUUUGAAAAUGAAAUAAAAAAAGAAAUUAAAAAAGAAAUUAAAGAAAUUAAAAAUGAAUUUAAAAAUGAAUUCAAAAAUAAUUCAGAAAACAGACAAAAACAAGCUGUACAGACACUCGACGCCGUCAGCAACGCACUGUGCAAAGUUGCAGACGCCGCAGAACUCAUCAGGAAUGUUCAUCCGUUGCCGGAGUGGCAACAGGCCGGAGACCAAGUGGUGCAGGAGGUGCAGCACUUCAUGAGCGUGGCGAACUUCAGCGACUCCAUAUACGAGAGACUGCGAGAAGGAGCUCCAGCCCAAGCUGAGAGCAGUGGAGAGGAGCCGUGA